This is a messenger RNA of Amyelois transitella, 4915 nucleotides long. Its product is annotated as sodium/hydrogen exchanger 10-like. Gene Ontology annotation, molecular function: sodium:proton antiporter activity; monoatomic ion channel activity. Gene Ontology annotation, cellular component: membrane. The coding region runs from base 67 to 3960 and encodes 1297 amino acids. The record is from RefSeq and is a predicted model, not a curated record. The transcript is spliced from 23 exons. Gene Ontology annotation, biological process: proton transmembrane transport. Lineage: Eukaryota; Metazoa; Arthropoda; Insecta; Lepidoptera; Pyralidae.
UUCAAACACAUGUCUAUUCGAGCCCUUACAACUAAUCUACACAGCCAUGGUAAUCAAACUUAAACCAUGUUUCUAAUAUUACUAACUUUGUUCUCAUCGAUUAAUGGCGAAACCGUGGAACUAUCGACAAAUGUAACUCUAGAAGAUGGCCGGCCGUCACAAGCCUACCCGCCUGCGUUGGGAUUUCUCUUCAUAUUUACAACGAUUUUAAUCGGCGCUGUGAUUAGAGGCGUGAUGCUAUGGACUGGCCUAGACUGGUGUCUACCUUACAGAGUGGUCAUGUUUGGACUUGGGGGCCUGCUCGGAUUCUUCGCUAGCAAAUACCCACUGUUCAGACCGUUCGUCAGUAUCUGCUACGUCGACGUGGACACUUUACUGACGAUAUUCCUGCCUAUCAUAGUAUUCAAUACGUCGUACAGCGUCGACGCACAUUCGUUCUGGCGAUGUUUUCCUCAAAUUUUGCUAGUCGGGGUGCCUGGUGCAAUUAUAACGGCGCUAAUGUCCGCCUUCAUUGCGUUUCAUUUAGUUGAGACCUCGUGGAGUUUUCCCACGGCUUUACUGUUUGGAGUCAUUUGCUCUCCGAUUUAUCCUAUGGGCGUUGUAAGGCAGUUAAAAGAAAUGAAUAAAGGAAAAUAUAUAAGUGUGUUGCUACAAGGGGAAGGAUUGAUAGGAGAUUCGACAGUAAUGAUAGAGUUCACUGUAGUCUUCGGAUUCAUAGCAUUGGCGGUGACUGAGCCUUCUCAAAUUGCGCUCCUGAUCUCACGAUACGCGGGUGGUGGAAUUCUACUAGGAAUAGUGAUGGGGAAAAUAUCUGGUACGCUGCUAACUUUGACGUAUUACGAUCUGUUAAGCGCUGUGACCAUAACCGUUUCGUCGGCGUAUUUGACGUACUAUAUUGGAGAGAAGUUUUUUUAUAUUUCUGGAUUGUUAAGUACGACUAUAGCUGGAGUUUUAGUGAGCAAUAUUAAGUCUACGAUAGCUGGCGACGUGGAGCCGUUCUUGGCGAAUUUCUGGAUGGUGUUGGCCCAUGUGGCGAAUACGCUAGUGUUUACUAUGGCGGGGGUGGUGAUUUUCGAUAAAGUGAACGAUGUGAUCAGCGUCCGACAGGCGGCGCUAGUUAUCGUUACGUAUAUGACGGUGUAUUGCGCUAGGUUCGUCAUGUACGCAUGCAUGAUGCCGAUUCUCCAACGAGUCGGGUACCGCAUUAGCUGGCAACACUGCCUGGCGGGGGUGUGGGGCGGGCUGAGGGGGCCGCUGUCGUUGUCAUUGGCGCUCAUUGUGCUGCAAACGCCAUCUGUCGCCGCCGCUGGAGAGAUAUUCAUAGUUCAAACUGCCGGGCUGGUACUUCUCUCCUUACUCAUCAACGCCACGAGCAUGAACAAGGUUCUCAAACUGCUGGGCUUGGCGGAAAUAUCCCUGGCCAAGAAAGCCAAUAUGACUAACUGCGUGAAACGCAUCAUGCUGACUAGGGACCGAUGUAUUUCUAUGCUGAAAAUGGAUAAGUUUCUGGCCGAUGCUAAUUGGGAUUUGGUGCAAGAAGGUACGGAGAUAAAACACCCGUACCAGCUCCAAAUAUCCGGUCGUGAGGAGGACAGUGAAGAUGACACUUACAUGGGCUACCGGUACACCACGUGUCCAGACUGCGAGCGAGACAUCCCUAACGAGCCCACCAAGAAGGAGUUUGCUGAGAUGAUGAGGGAGGCAAACCAGCGGGUGUUAAAAGCGAUGAAGAUAUCUUACUGGAGGCAGUACGAGCACGGGAAGAUCAGCAAAGAUGGCGUCAGGACCUUGGUGCAGGCUGUGGAGGUGGCCGCGGACUCCGACGACGCGAGGAUCAAUUUGGACCAAUUGGGCACUUUGUGGAAGCCCAAGGCGCACGCGGUCUGGCUGCGCCACAAGAUGGUGGACAUGAUGACCCCGGAGGCGGCCAACGCCCAGGUGCCCCGGCAUCCUUGGAGACAAGUGUGCUACAGGGUCGUCACCAACAUGUGGUUCGACCUGUUCAUCUACCUGAUGAUCUUGCUCAACACCCCGGUGAUACUCUGCGAGGUGUUGAUGAAGCCUCCCGUGUCGCAGGCCACAAUGUUUUCGAUUAAAGGAUUGAAUUUAUACUUCUUCAUUGUUUACGUCUUUGAAAUAAUAUUGAAGAUGAUUGCUUACGGUUUUUGCGGGUACUUCAAAUCUCACUGGAAUAAGUUGGAUUUCUUCAUCGUCGUCAUGGCUACUGCUGAUCUGGUGUUGGACAUAAUCGACUCGCUAACCCCCUGGGACAAAUGGCGCAACAUGAACUCCAACAUCUUGACAGCCACCAAGCUGCUGAGAAUGCUGCGGUUCAUCAGACUGUGCAAACUUGCCAAGGUCUCUGUGCCCAAAUUUAUGGCGUACAUUGACAAAAUGAUAGACAUACAAUUGGCUUACGGCUAUGACGUUGGUAAGGGUUUCGUGACUGGUGAACAAGAGGUGUGCUCCCUUCUACCUCAACUGGUUGACAAUAAGGUCAUACAGGAGACCUUGAACGCUAAACUAGAGGCUGACAGAUUAGCCGUGACAAGACAGCUCGGACUGUUACAAAGAGACCGGCCGUGGACGGCCAUUACGGUGAAGACAAGACAAGCGACCACUUCUACACUUAACAUAAUGCUGUUGGACGCCAUGCAGCUCAAAGAGGAGGGAUUUCUGGACGAAAUGGAGUAUCGUCUUCUGGUGCACGCCAUUCAAGUGAAAGUUCAACAGUGUCGGCAUAAAGACAGUCUGGUGGCUCCGUCCUCGCCUGAAACUCAACUUCGUGCUGUAUCCUGGCUGCAAGGAAACGAGAGGGUCGCUGAACACUUUCUAGAAAAUUCUGACAUCCAGAAUUACAAUUAUAAUGACAUUUUGAUAUCACGAGGUGACGAGCCUAAAGGCCUGUAUAUACUGGUGUCAGGACUCCUAGAGGCUACUUACGAGCCUCCCGACGGGGAUAUGGACGAAGCCAUACCCAACUACGAGUUCAUGACGGAUCUCAAGUUCAGUGAACCCUGCCAGGAUUACAUCGUCUCUGGAAACGCUGUUGGAGUACUGGGGGUACUAACAAAUCGGCCGUACAAUUACACGGUGCGGUGUGACUCCGCAGUGCAAGCGUACUACAUCACGAUGCCAGUCAUCAAGGAGGCUUUCAACCUGGCUCCACACCCCAUCAUGGGCCUUGAAGCAGCAAUGUGGCGUGAGAUCGGCAUCAAGCUGUCGAUGAUGGUGCUGCCCUCUGUGCCCGCCUACCACGGCUGGUCCAGCGAGAGGCUCAGCAUGCGGCUCGAGCACUCCUUCGUGCCUUGUUUGAAGGCUUUUAAGGUGUUCGUGGUGAAUGAGCUGAUGGAAGAUAUAAUACUCCUGGACGGAAUCUGCCAGGAUAUGGCUACCAGGGAAAUUUUUCAACCGCCUUGUUAUAUACCUAGAACCGCUCACCGCCUGAUCUUCCCGAAGUCUUCCCAACUAAUGGUGUCCAACAGUUGCCCGGACACCAAGCUGCUAAUCGUGCCCGCCAAAGACACUGACGAGUUGGACAUCAUGGAGGACGAGGUCGAUGACCUGCAGUGCGAGCUGGUAUCAAACGCGUCAUCUCGAUGCUUAUACCACCGAGUGGUCCAUAAACUGUCCAACGAGUCCAGCCGAGUGAGGGAGCGGCGCGGGCGCAAGCGGAGACGCGGCACGAGGCGGGUCAACUACAGAGAGUCAGUUUGGGGGAAAGCUCAAAACAUGAGCGACCGGGACUUAGCAACGGCCGCCUCGAGGUACUACAAGUCAAGCGCAACGGAUAUGUUAGAACCGCAACCAGGGUCGACGAAAAAGAGUGUACUGAUGUACUCGCCUGAGCAGUCUAUGCGGCCAAUGCGUUCAGAACAAGAGAUUUACAAUACGAUGUUUACCAAGAACAAGCCACAGGAGAGGAUUCAUAACGACAUAUUGGAAUUGGACGAACCGUAAAAUAAUAUCAAAUCCAAACACAAUUCUUAUAAAAUGAAAACAAUAGUAUUUACGUGAUGUUGCCAAAGAAAUAUGACGUCAUUUCUUGUUGGAAAUAGUUUCUGUGAUAUCACUUAUUCAUUAAUGAUACACCAGUAAUUAAGAUGGCCAUGGAAUCAAUUAGAUUCCCCUAAGCACUGAAAUAUUCUGAUUUGUAGAUUUUAUAUGAGUGUGUGCUGGAAAUCGUAUUUUUGUUAACAAACUUUAAAUAACUUUACAUACUUAUAGAUUUCACUUACUGUCAUAGAACCUAUGUAGCCUUUUUAGGCCAUCUUUUAGAGAGAAGAAAGAAAGAAAUGUUUAUUUGCAAUGAACGUGAAUGAUUUGGUUAGACAAAACAUUUAAUUUGAUGGCUUAAUUGAACAACACAUGGUUAAUAAUAAUCUUAUAUUAUUUAUUAAUUUUUAUGAGCAUAUUUUGUAACUCUUAUAUUAUAAUUUAUUGAUAAAUUGAUGUCUUUGAUUUAAAAAAAAUUAUAAAAUAAAAGUAAGGAGACAGGCACUUAAACCAUUCAAAAUAAAAAAAAACUUUAAUUAAUUAAAAUUAUGUAUUUAAACUAAAAAGAAAACUUAUAAAAACUAUGGUCCCUUCAACAUGUUAUAGACCAUGUGAGAAAUAAAAAUAUAAGAAAUAAAGUAAUAGGGGAUUUAAACUAUGAAAUUGCCUUUUUAAACCUAACUUUAAAGUGAAACUUGGUGUAAAUAUAAGGAACUAGUUUUUAUAUAAAAAAGCACCUAACAAAUGAUUCACUUUUUUGCAUGAACUGUCAAUUUCAUAAUUUAACCCAUAAUAUUUAAAAACAUUGGGAAUGUAAACAAAUGCUAUCAAUUUAUGCUUGUAGCACCAAAUAAAAGCAGAUAUUUAAACUAUAAAAUAUCAACGAAUAUUGCAAUAUCAGUACACAAGUAACUUUAAA